This is a messenger RNA of Hemibagrus wyckioides, 5159 nucleotides long. It is a transcript of the gene zbtb10, whose product is annotated as zinc finger and BTB domain containing 10. The record is from RefSeq and is a predicted model, not a curated record. The transcript has 4 exons. Gene Ontology annotation, molecular function: RNA polymerase II cis-regulatory region sequence-specific DNA binding; DNA-binding transcription factor activity, RNA polymerase II-specific; protein binding. Gene Ontology annotation, biological process: regulation of transcription by RNA polymerase II. Bases 288 to 2354 code for a protein of 688 amino acids. Lineage: Eukaryota; Metazoa; Chordata; Actinopteri; Siluriformes; Bagridae.
CCCCCCGACCCCCCUCUCUCCAGCCGAGAUGCAUUGUGGGGAAAGUCGUUGCCAUUCGACCUCUGCAGGGCCUGCGCGGACGCAGCCAGAACCCUGAAAUUCAUUAUGCCUUUAAAACCCCUAUUUAUUUCCGCAUAACCUACAUACUCUCGCCAGGAGGCCAAAGCGAAAAACGAUCAUCUCGAUGCGGGGUAUUUAUUUCUAAACAGCAACAGAAUUGAUCGCGAGCGGUUAGUAAAGACAAUUCGUUAAGGAAAAGAAGUAGAUUGUAAUUUAUUAAGAAAAACAUGUCUGGAGAGCGAAACCGCAGGUCGCUGGCUUUUCGAGGAGGUGGAUUAGCCGCGACCGGCUCCAGUGGCGUCCGAGGCAGCAACGGCGACAGCUGCGAGGCCCAGGCCUGGACAGACCGACACUUCAACGGUAACAGGCCAGAUCAAGACGACGACGACAGGGAUUUGGGGGCAAAAAAAGGACCAUCGCCCGGGCAAGUGGAGGGCGGGGGGUCGGUCAGCGACAGCACAGAACCGGAGGCUGAGGAGGAGGAAGACCCGGAAGGGAGCAAGCGGACGGCCGAGAGAGACGCUGUCAACAACAGCGGCUGGACCGCCGUGACGUCUGGAGAAAGGGCCGAAAGCAGCUGGACCACCGGGAACGGAAUGAACGGCGACGGCGGAGCCGCGGGAUCGGAGGACGAGCGAGGCGCGGCGGCGCGCGACGGAGACGCCAGAAAGCCCUGGGUGGAGAUGAGACCUCAGACGCUGCUUCAGAAACACUCGCUUUUCCAAGGCUCCUGGCUCCAGGAGUUUCCCUGGCUCAAAUUCUGUCAAGCAACGGGACUCAUGUCUUGUUCGUGGUGUCACAACAUCGCCACCAACAACAGCGACGAGCUGGUAAAAGGCAGCCGGAAUUAUAAGCGCGCUCUGCUGCUGAGACAUCACCUGUCCUCCGAGCACGGCCGGAACGACCCGACCAAACAGGAACCCGAGAGGCUAGAAGACACAGAGGGCACUGAGGUGGAGGACUACAGAAACAAGCCAAAUGAGAAUUCCUACUGCUACCAACUGCUCCAGGAGCUGGACAAGCAGCGCAAGAGUGGCAUCCUGUGUGACGUGAGCAUUGUGGUUUGCGGUCAGGUCUUCCGCGCACACAAGAACAUCUUGGUGGCAGGAAGCCGCUAUUUCAAGACCCUCUACUGCUUGACAAAGAGUGAAAACCUGGACCAGACCACAGUCACACACCUAGAUGUUGCUGCCGUGCAGGGAUUCUCAGUCAUCCUGGAUUUCCUGUACUCGGGCAACUUACUGCUCACAAGCCAGAAUGCCAUUGAGGUGAUGUCAGUGGCCAGCUACUUGCAGAUGAGUGAGGUUGUGCAGUCAUGCCGUGCUUUUAUCAAAGAUGCUCUAAACAUCAGCAUCAAGCAGGAAGCACCUGACUCUGUGCUGGUAGACUACAACAAGCGGCGUGCUGUGCCCAAAGAUGACAAGAAGCCUGGCAAUUUCUGGGCCACCAGCAUCCUGUCCAAGCUGUCAAUUAAGGCCAGUGGUCAGGUGAAGGAGGAGCCGAGCGAUGCAGCUGUGCCAAUGCUAGGUACCUCAGCCUGGGGCGGUGAAAACUCUGUGGAGUCCGGGGAGAUGCAGACGCAAGGAUCAGCGCCUGUGUUCGUCUGGAAUGAGUUGCCCCCGGGUGCAGGGGCUGCCAUGAAGACCGAGGAGCGGCAUGAACCAGGCAGUGGCAGGCGGAAAAAACAGAUUGCCAGGCGCUUUGUCUACAACAUCCCACCUGAGCCAGAGGAAGGCUUUGAUGAGGGCAUGUUCAUUCAGCCGUCAGCAUCCUACACCAGAGAUGACUACUCUUAUCUCUCAGAGAAAACAGGUGAAACGUCCGACACUGCUCUGAAUAAGCUCAAGUGUCCCCACUGUAACUACAUAGCCAAGCACCGACGAACACUAAAGCGGCAUCUGAUCAUCCACUCGGGUGUGCGCUCCUUCAGCUGCGACAUCUGCGGCAAGCUCUUCACCCGCCGAGAGCACGUCAAGAGACAUUCCCUGGUGCACAAGAAAGAUAAGAAGUACAAGUGUAUGGUGUGUAAGAAGAUCUUCAUGCUGGCGGCGAGCGUGGGGAUCCGUCAUGGCUCUCGGCGCUACGGUGUGUGUGUGGACUGUGCUGACUCGCACCAGGCCACACAAGAAGGGCUGGAGGCCAUGCAGGAGCUGGAGUUCAGCCGCGAUGAAGACUUCGAGGAGAAUGCCGAGGGAGAGGAGGACAUGGGGGAGGAGGCAGACGCUGAGGAGCCCAAUGACAACGACCAAUCCAACUACGAGGGUGACGCAGGUGCCACCCCCGAGGAGGACUAAUGUCAAUGUAACUUCAAAAAAAAAAAAAAAAAAGCUGGGAAACAAUCAACAACUCCAAAGUGCUAUCAAACCUCACGGUUGCACAGUAGUGUGUAUGUCUAAAAGAAGCGUUUGGUAGAUAGGGACUUGAAGAUGUAAAGAUUAUGCGUGUGACAGAGUCUAGGCCUGCUGCCUGUUAGAGAAAGAGAUACAAUGAUGAUAUAUGAAAAAUCAGGUUUUUAAGUGAUGUAUUUUUUUCUUCUUCUUCUUUACUAGGGUCUGAUGGUGUACAGUGUUUUAAGUUUUACGAUAGGCCAAUCAUCCUAAAGAUAUUAUUUAAUUUAUGAAAAAAGUUAAUAUGGUCUUAUUAAAAUGCUAUAACUUUUGUUUUUUUUUUUUUGUUUUUUUCCAUGUCUGAUGUGAGAGGUUCCGUUUUAGGCUGCGCUUCCUGGCAAGUCUUUUCCGCGACUUAUGACUGUCCUGACUUUAAUGACAGCUUUGGAGAUGUUGCCUACAGGAAGAUUUUAUUUCCAUUCAAGUUAUGUAGAUAUGUUUAGUUAUCAUAAAAGGUCUACGAGCUAUAUUUCCUUUCCUUUUUUCUUUUUUUUUUCCUGCACAAAUCUUGGAACCAAAAAAAUCUGUUUUGUGACUCUAAUAGACCACAGCCAUAUUUAUGAUUAAGUUAUAUUGGGGCUGUGCCAUUGUGCCAAGCAGAACGCACACCGAGAUUUGGCAGGAGGCGAACUACUGAAAAUGCUGAGAGUAAACAUAAAGCAGAGAAAAAAAAAGUUUAAAAAAAAUAAAUAAAUAAAAAGAAAAGUAUAAUGGGAAUAUAUUAUUGCUAGCUUUAUAUGAAUCACAGCAUCACCGUAACACUUUAUAGAGCAUUUUGACAUUCACUUAAAGCUUGAAUUUUGCCAAAUGACGGAAACGUUUGGUGCUGUAAUGCUUGUUUUUGAAAUACUGGACCUAAAAGCUGUAUAUGAUAUUAAUAAUCGUAAAGCCUACUCAACUCAGAUAUUUUAAUCAGCUCUGUAUGUAACACUGUUGUGCUAAAGAGCCGAUCAGGUAUGCUUUGCCAUUGUUUGUUUGUUUUGUUUUGUUUUUUCUCUUUUAUUUUUUAAUUUAAUGCACAUGCACACACAUACAUACCAUUUUUAUUUUAUUGAAUUUUAUUUUUUAAUCUAAUCUACCGGCAGUACAUUAACAAUGACCCAAAGUUUAGGACCUUCCUGAUUCGGUGUGAUGAGGUACUGAGCAUACUGAUAAUCACUUGAAUGAUGUGUGUGUGUGGAUGUGUGUGUAAGGUAAUUGUGAAGAAUGCUGAUUGGUUGAGAUGUAUGAAGACGUGCAAAAAAAACAACCCAUACUAUUUACAAUGAGUUUUUAUGACGUGUCGUAUUUGUCUGCCGAGAAAGAAACACUUUGGUCAUGCUAAUGUAAAGUGGAGCUCUAUGGAGAGUCAUAGUCAUGCACUUACUACUUUACAUUUUUGUUUGUUUUUUUUGGUUUUGUUUUGUUUAUUUCCCCAAAGCCGGUCUGGAUGGAAAUAAAAGAAAACUCUUUUGUCCAUGUGCAAAUUUUUAUUUUUAUUUUAUUUUUUUUCUUUUGACAUUUCAUUAUUUAAUAUUUUAUAUAUAUAUAUAUAUAUAUAUAUAUAUAUAUAUAUAUAUAUAUAUAUAUAUAUAUAGAUUCCAAAAUGCAAUCAAGACUGUUAAUUUCUAUUUGUCCUACCAAAAUCGUUGUUUAAUUAAUGUCGAAUUAAUGUAUGAGAAAGCCAGGUAACCUGUUUAGUGUAAAUCCUUGCUUGUGUGUAUGUAAUUGUCAGAUUUAAAUGUUUUUAUUCUACAAAAAAAAAAAAAAAAAAAUCAUUCACUUUACCCUAGAUGCAUAUAUUGUUUCUGGUUUUUAUUCCUUUCUAUGAUGUUUUCUUUUUUCUUUUAUUUCAUUUCGGUGUUUGUUUGUUUUUUAAUUCUAUUCCAUCAAACAGAUUUUAUAAGAAAUAUUUGUGGUUUGAAACCUAGGAACAGCAGUUUCUGGUCAUAUGCAGUGGAUAUAUUGAAGUGCUAUAAUGAUACAAAGUAUGUCUAUCUUUCCCUUUACUUCAGAUGAAAUGUGUAUUUUGAAAGCUCUGUAGAAGAUAUUCAUCCUGUUUGUAUUAUUUACCUUCAUUCACUGUGGGAGGGAUAUUUUAUAUAUAUAAUAUAUAGAUAUAUAUAUAGAUAUAAAUAAAUAUAUAGAUAGAUAUAUAUAUAUAUCUAUAGAUAUCUAUAGAUAUAUAGAUGAAGUAUAUGAGAUAUCUAUAUACACACACACGUCUAAAUAGAAAUUUAAGUUGAUUUGAAUUAUUGGAAGUUGGGCUUGGUUUCUGAUGUCUUUUCCUCCUCCAUUUUUUUUAUUUUUUUUCCUGUUCAUCUGUGUGCUUGUUCACCCACACACACACACACACACACACACACACACAGUUGCUUCUUUCACAUGAUGUCUGUGUUUCUGAUUAACUUAAGACGACUUCCUUCUUACGUUUUAUGCUAUAUGUGGGUAUAAUCAACAAAAAAAAAAAAAAGCAGAACACUACAGAUGAAGGGUUUUUCCAGCUGUAUUUUUUUAAAGCCGUUUCAAAGAUGUAUUUUUCAACGCUCUUACAGUGGAUGCAAACCGAGCCUCGGGGCUCUCCUCAUACACAAAGCAAAAUCAGGUUACUCUUUUUAUGUUUUGUUUUUCCUUCAAGGUUUUAAGAUGAAUACAUUCUCCUUUCUGUUUCAAUUGUACUACUGUUCCUCUAUAAUAAAUUUUAAAAUAAAACUUUGAUAUUGCUCUAGUGAG